UAGUCUAUAUCACUGCUUCCCAGAGCACAACUAUGUUGUAUCAACUAGGGGAACAGCCAGAGACCGUUACUCUAGCAGGAGGCAGUGUACUCCAGCAUCCUCUCAAGCCCUCGAUCCCAGUCUCCAUCUCUGCUAAUGUGAGCAUCCAAGUGGUGUUCUACAGCGUGGGCGCAGCUGUCCCUAAUUCCUCCCAUGCCUUCCUGAUGAAUGUUCCAGAUGUUGCCAGUUACUGCCGGAUGUAUUCUAUAAAUGCCCAGGAGGGCUUCAAGAACUUCACCUUGAUGGUAGCCAAUAUAUCUGAGUCUGGUGCCAUCAUCCUAGACAAUCAGCCUCUAAGGGAUGUGGUGUGGAACCGAGUUGCUGGCACUAAGUUUGUUUGGGGCAUGCGUACACUUGGACCUGCCAUCAGCUCCCAUGCUGUGGAACAUCCCGCCUCUCCAUUUGCGCUCCUGAGUGUUGGCACUGCUGCCAUGGACAGCUAUGGGAUUCCGGGUUCCUGCAGGAAGAAUCUUACCUUUAAAUGCCAGACUGAGACUCUACAGAUAAAAGAGCAGUUGGAGAGGUGCAAAGAUGUCUUUCUGCAGGGCAACAACAGUGAAUUUUGCUCCUUCAUGAACUCAACCUUGGUGAAUUUGGAGACCAUGUGUGCACAGGACAGAGCAGUGUAGCUGAAGGAAGUUGCUCGUUGCUUUGGUUCCUUCCUGAAUAGCUCCACCCUCAGUGCUGGUGGGAAGGAGAGCAAGGGGGAGGUGGCCUCCGCCGUGAUGUUCCUCCUGCAGAGUGUGGAACUGGCUGCACUGACAGCUGCUUUGAAGUCUCCGGAGAAUAAAACCCAGAAUGUGACAACAGAGUCUAUGGCUAUCAAGACUCUCCUCAUCCCAGCUGCAGAUUCCUGUGAUGAGGUCUUCAGGCUGAGGGCUCAGAAGGAGACAAUGGACAUUCAGUGCAAUACAGUCACCAGAGCACCCACAGAAGAUUCUGUGGCUGUUGCUUUUAUUUCUUACUCCACCCUGGACUCCAUCAUUAACAAGAGAUUUCUCAAUGACGGAGAUCUAACAGCUGAUGAGAAAUUGAGGAAUUUUCACCUGAAUUCUAGGGUGGUGAGUGGGGCUAUCAGAGCUGGGAGGCACAUGAACGUCUCCAAACCUGUGAACUUCACCCUGCGCCAUAGACAGGCAAAGAAAGAGGAGGAAGAGACUCCCUGCGUUCACUGGAAAGUCAUCGCUGGGAAAGGCACCUGGGCUGAGGAUGGCUGCACUGCUCUGCACACGAACAGCACUCACACCAUCUGCAGCUGUGACCAUCUCUCCAGCUUCACACUCUUUAUGGGUCUCACUGGAGUGGAGGAGAGUUACACACUGACCAUCGUCACUCAUGUGGGACUGACCCUCUCCCUGCUGUGCCUCCUGCUCGCCAUCCUCACCUUCCUCCUGUGCCGUUCCAUCCGCAAUGUCAGCACCUCCCUCCACCUGCAGCUCUGCCUCUGCCUCUUCCUGGCCGACCUGCUCUUCCUCACCGCAGUGAAGUGCACCGGCAUUCGGGUGGUCUGUGCUGUCAUUGCUGGCCUCCUACACUACCUCUUCCUGGCCUGCUUCAGCUGGAUCUUCCUGGAGGGGCUGCACCUCUUCCUCACCGUCAGGAACCUGAAGGUCAUGAAUUACACCAGUGCCAGCCGGUUCAAGAAGAGAUUCAUGUACCUGGUCGGCUACGGAUUCCCAGCCCUGGUGGUGGCUAUUUCUGCAGGUGUGAAUCCUGAAGGCUACAGAACUUCCACACACUGCUGGCUCAGCCUGGACAGAGGCUUUCAUUGGAGCUUCCUGGGACCAGUCUGUGCCAUAAUCCUGAUAAAUUUAACAUUUUUUCUUGUAACCCUCUGGAUCCUGAGAGACAAACUCUCCUCCCUUAAUGAAGAUGUGUCCACUCUCAAAGACACCAGGCUACUGACCUUUAAAGCUAUCGCCCAGCUAUUCAUUCUGGGCUGCACAUGGAGUCUUGGUUUCUUCCAAGUUGGCUCAGCAAAAAUGUUCAUGGUGUAUUUAUUCACCAUUGUCAACAGCCUGCAGGGAGUGUUCAUCUUCCUGGUGCACUGUCUCCUCAAUUGCCAGGUGAGAGAGGAGUACAGGAGAUGGAUUAAAGGCAUAAGAAAACCCAGUCCCACAACUCAAACUUUUAGUCCAUCAGCGUCCACUGUCACUACCAGCACCAAGAUGGCUCCAUGCAUCACUCGCUCUGGAAUGGGCUGGGAAGGUGUUGGAUUUGACACAAAUUCAGUGAAUUGCGGAGAGCCCUCCACUUCAUCUCUGUGAAACAGUCACCUCUCCAACCAACCAUGUUUAUCACACAGCUAGCUUUGCUGUGCCAGUGGGGCAGGUGCUUCAGCUGCCAUUCUUCAUCACAACUACAUACAAAACCUGGAAGGGGAAGCAAGAUUGGACCAAAUCCUCUCUCUGAUCCAAAUCCACAACUCCUACUGAAUUCAAAGGCCACCCUAGGGUUGUAUCUGGGUGUCUCUCCCAGAUUUAAAGAGCCAGAUCCCAGGUCAGAGAGCAGUUAUUUCUUAGGAAAAGCACACCAUGCGUGGGGGAGGGGCGGGGACGGGUCGAUUUGUAAAGCCGUCGCGUGCUAUGUGUGUGAGCUAGCUCUGCUGUUUCACUGUAAUGUGUAAAUAAUAAAAUAACCUGCUCAUGGA
Molecule: messenger RNA, 2689 nt
Organism: Chelonoidis abingdonii (Abingdon island giant tortoise)
Lineage: Eukaryota; Metazoa; Chordata; Testudines; Testudinidae
Source: RefSeq, a predicted model, not a curated record